Cydia strobilella is the source of this 1983-nucleotide messenger RNA. RefSeq lists its product as uncharacterized. The record is from RefSeq and is a predicted model, not a curated record. NCBI's taxonomy places the organism in Eukaryota, Metazoa, Arthropoda, Insecta, Lepidoptera, Tortricidae. The transcript is spliced from 3 exons. Gene Ontology annotation, biological process: regulation of synaptic transmission, cholinergic; positive regulation of voltage-gated potassium channel activity; sleep. The coding region runs from base 105 to 554 and encodes 149 amino acids.
CACUCUUCAUUCACUCGCUCGCGACCGAAUAAGCCUGUCGCUCGUUUAGUGUUUCGAAUUUCGAAAUCGUGAUUGUGUUUUGGUUAAUAAAAUAACUAGUGGAAAUGGCGAAUCUGGCGCUUUUGGUUCCCGUGCUGCUGGUAGCUUUAUUCAUUAAAGAAGGAGAGUCCGUGCGUUGCUGGACAUGUUCGUCGGACCUUCACAACAACUACUGCUCGGAUCCCUUCAUGGCCGGCCGGAUCGACAAUCCUUACGGCGUGCAGCUGUCCAACUGCGACGCCAAUACUGGUGCUACCUACCCUUACCUCACCUCGUCCAAGUCGGCGUGCAAGAAACAGAGGAAAUAUGUAAACGGCGAGCUCGUGAUCUCUCGAGGCUGCACAUGGAAGCGGGCCGACGACUACUCCACGACCUGCCCGAGCACGUCCAACGGGCCCAACGAAGUCACCUCCUUCUGCGAGACGUGCGAUUACGACGGUUGCAACGGCGCCGGCGCCCUUGCGAAGACUGCUGCGCUAUUGCUAGCGCCGCUUGCGCUUCUUUUGUUUAAGUAAACCUAAUUUUAGUUUUUAAGGUGCCUUUUGAACGCCAGUGAUAUUAAGAUCACCAAAUUAUAAGCCUAAUAUAUCAAAACAAGAAAGUGCUCACAAAACUUAGGCCAGAGAGAAUUAUAUCUUCAAGCCGCAUGAGCUGCUGCAAAAAGAAUAUUUCUAUGAAUAUUAAAAAACUAUUACCGAUGUUCGAACCGUCGUUAAACGAUAAUGGCUGUUAAGUUUACAAACACCGUUUGGUGUAUAACAUAAUUUAUAUAAUAUGGCGUUCAAAAGGUUAAUCAUAGCCUGAACAGACUGGUGUGCGCGAUCAGCAAAAAAAAAUGCACACAAAAAAGUGGAUAGGAAACACUCGACAAAGUGCAGUCUUCGCAAGCCAGUCUUUUCGGGACCUGAUUCUCGCGGUUUUGUUUUAGCAUUUGUGAUAAGGUAUUCCGGUGUUCUGAUAUGUAUGUAGUUGAUUAGAUACAUCUCAGCAAUUAUACAGAUGCAUAGGAGUAUAUAUUAGGCAGCUAUAGACAGUUCAUUAUCAUACGUGUACGACUGGCCUUGCGAGUAGGUAUUACCUCCAUUAAAUGUUAUAAUAGGUAAUACUGUUUAUUUAGUCAAUGUAAAAUAUCAAAACAUCGGAAAACUUCGUUUACUAUGACAAAAUAAUAAUUUAUUACAUAGCAGUACCGUCAGUAAAUAAAGGGUCACAGAUUACCUUAUUACUGUAAGUAAAAAUAAAUACAUCUUCUUUCUUAGCUCGCUGUACUUCCAUGAAAAGAACCAAAUUAGUUACCCACCGUAAUGUAAGUUACUUCAUUGUUAAACAAUAACACAAAGCUGUUUAUUCGAUGACGUAUAAUGAUCAACAAAGAUCAACUACCUACCUUAUUCAAUAUGUUUAUAAACUUUUAUUCAAACAAGCCUUUGCUGUGCCUUACUUAACUGUUUUUUUUUUGUUAAUUAUUAUUAUGACUUCCAGCAUUUCAAUGUAUUUUUAUAUACCUACCAGUGUACCUAAAUAAGUAGGUGGGAUAAGCCUACUAUUCACACUAGAACUUUUACGUUAUAUUUGUAGAUAGCUUGAGUACCUAGUAAAUAAAAAUUUACCGUAAGAAGCACGAUUAAAUGUAUCUAAGAAUAAAUCAUUGUAUUACCUACAUUUUAAAACAUCCAAAUUAAUAAUAAUAAAAAAUUGACAAUUAAUAAAUGUUAGUGAAAUGUAUGAGUUGUAAAUAUUGUGUUGAGUUUAAUAACAAAGGAUGUUUUCCAUUUAAAUAACAUAAAAAAUACUUAUUUACUUCUUGCGCAGGCGUACUAUUUAUUGUGACAGUUUUUAAAUUCUGUUUUGUAAAUCUAUGUUUAUUUGUUUAAAUUAACUAUCUGGACAAUUCUUACUAAUUUAAGAAAGGUGAUAACUUUAAUAAAGUUUAACCUAGCCUAA